ACCCUUUUUGCUCUUCCUGUUGCAUCUGACCCUCUGAUGCAUUCUUCUGCAGACAAAGGUAUGGACUCGCAAGAGCAGCCUGGUCGUGUGCGCUCAGAUGGCCAUGAAGAUUUUGCUGCUGUGCCUCUUGAUGCUACUGCUUCUCUUCCCUCCCUCUCUCCUCUCUCAGCCAAUCCUUUCAAAGAGUAUACAGCCCUUGAUACAAUAUCUGAUGGACUAUCAGCAAGAGGCAGUUACAGUCAUACUGAAACGGAGGCAUUUAAAGCAACUACCAAAAAUGCACGGAAUCCAUUCCUUGCAGAUGAUGAUGAACCAAGCAAUGUUCCAGAAGUCAAACGUUUCGGAGUGGUGCCUCCAUACCCAGAGUCAGAACCAUUCUCUUUAUCUCAGGCUAAGGAAUCAAUAGACAGUAAAGGAUGGUCCGACACAAGCAAAUUCUCAGCAUACCAGCCGGACUCCUCCCCAGACUCGCCUGUUGAGUUAUUUGCAAAGAAUGAUAAAGAUGGAUCUCUUGAGGAUAGGAAGUAUGAUAUUGAUGAUCAUGUUGAAAAAGUGACUUUUGUAGACAACCACUCCAUAAGGGAAGAAUAUGUGGAUUUCAAGCCUUUUCAGCCAACGUGGGCCAGUAAUGAAAACAGCAGCUUGAAAGAUGUAGCUAGGGAUCAGGUGGAUGGCAAAUUAGACAGUGGCAUAGAUAAAUAUGAUGUGGAUAAGGCAAAGUUUCUGCUCAUACAAAAGGACAUUGAAAAAGAGAGUGAAAGCAGCAAUGAAGACAUUUCUUUCCCAAGUACUCCCGAAACUAGAAAAGAAUCUCCGCAAACGUAUAUUACUUGUGCCAACUUUGAGUCAGCUGUGACUAUUGAGGGCAAAGCAGCCAAGUCUCUAGGAGAGGAACAAGCUUCUCAAAAUAAAACAGAUGAGAAAAAGAUAGCAGAAAUGAAGGCCCAUUUUGGCACAGAGUCUAGCACCACCCCUGCUGAGUCAACAAGCAGCCAGGGCCAGACAGUUGAAUCUGAUAAAGUGGAGAGUCUGCUGAAGAUGCCUGUUGAUGCUGCGUCUGUGGCUGAAGGCCUCACUCCAGAUUUAGUGCAAGAAGCAUAUGAAAGUGAAUUGCAUGAUUCAGUCAGCCCCAAACUUGCUUAUGAAACAAAGAUUGAUUUGGUCCAAACAUCUGAGUCCUUGCAAGAACCUUUGAAUGUUGCUGUACAGCUCUGCCCCUCCUUUGAAGGAGGAUCUGAAGCAACUCCCUCCCCAGUCUUACCAGAUAUUGUUAUGGAGGCACCACUGAAUACAGGCACUGUGGGGAUGGCUAGUUCUGCUGUACCACUUGAAAGCUCCCCAGUGGAAACUUUUACUUCUGCUGCUGAUGACUACGGGAAUGUAAUGCAGAAGUUCGAGAAGCCUCCUUCCUAUCAGGAGGCAAUGAAUGUACCAGCAACCCCAGCACAGGUAACCACAGUUGAAACUGCUCCUAAGGAAUCUGACUAUAAGAAUGGUGGUGCUCUAGAAGACUUUGAGACUUCUUAUAUAUCUAUCGCGUGUGACUUAGUUAAAGAAACAAAAGUCUCUAAUGAAUCUGCUUCCCCAGCCUUUAUAGAUUAUUCUAAGACUGUGCUGACAGAAUGUGUUUCACAGCCUGCGCCUGAGUAUUCUGAGCAUCUUGAGAAACCGUCACCACCAUCUGGAAAAAGUGACUUCUUCAGUAGUCAGCCAGAACUUGAUCUUGCUCAGAAAAAAAGGGAAGUUGUGAAAGAGAAACCAUUUGAAACUACUGCCAAGAUUGUUACAGAGGAAGGUCACAUGGAGAAACGUGAGGUCUUGCCAUCUUCCCUUAGCAAGCCCUACUUGGAAUCCUUCCAGUCUCAACUUGAACCUUCCAAAAAUGUCCCUACAGCCUGGUCUCUGGAAAUGGAGGCGGCAGACUUGACUAAGCAAGAAAAGACUCCCCAGCUAGAAAUGGAAGAACUUGAUACUUAUUCAGACAAUUUCCUCAUUUCUAGGGAACCCCAAGUAGGAGACCAAGGUGUGCCAUCUGCAGAAUCCUCUCCAGAGAGUGAUGACUUCCCUGUUCUCUCUUAUCAGGCUACUAAGUCAGUGGUGGGAACAAUCCAAAAAGAUGCAUUGAAGGAAAAUGAAAGCAGAGAAAUAAGUGAUAUCAUGAAAACUGAAUCAAGGCAAUCUCCUUGCCAAGAGGUAGCCCAGGACCUGUCUUUAAAGGAUGUACCUGUCAAAGUUGAAGAGUGGGGGCUUGUUUUGGAAAAACCCUUUGAAAAACUGGAGGGAGAAGGAAUUAAGGAGUCCGUGUCAGCAGCUGAGAUUUCUCCUUUGCCUAUAGAGAGCAAGGUUGUCAGAGUAGGAAAGGAAGCUGAGAGAGGAGUUGCUUCUGUUAAAGAAAAGGAGAAAUCUCCCCCUAUAUUUUCGUCACAGCUGAAUAAACCUUCAGUUGUUGACCUCCUUUACUGGCGAGACAUUAAGAAGACUGGUGUGGUGUUUGGCGCCAGCUUGUUCCUGCUGCUUUCUUUAACGGUAUUCAGUAUUGUGAGUGUGAUUGCUUACAUUGCCUUGGGCCUUCUGUUGGUGACCAUCAGCUUUAGGAUAUACAAGGGAGUUAUCCAAGCAAUCCAGAAGUCUGAUGACGGUCAUCCAUUUAGUGCUUACUUGGAUAAAGAUGUUGCUGUGUCCGAAGAGCUUGUUCAGAAAUACAGCCAUGUUGUGCUUGGCCACUUCAACAACACAAUUAAGGAGCUCAGGCGCCUCUUCUUGGUGGAUGACUUGGUGGAUUCUCUGAAGUUCGCUGUGUUGAUGUGGGUGUUCACCUAUGUUGGUGCCUUGUUCAAUGGGCUGACAUUAAUGAUACUGGCUGUGAUUUCGCUCUUCAGUAUUCCAGUUAUUUAUGAAAAGCACCAGGUUCAAAUUGACCAUUAUCUGGGACUUGUGAACAAGAAUGUCAAAGAUGCUGUGACAAAGAUCCAAGAUAAAAUCCCUGGACUGAAGCGCAAAACUGAAUGAAAAGCCUGAAGCAACUUUUAAUUAAAUAGGAGUUCAUCUUUUAAGCGGGGCGGGAGACGUUAUUCAUUUGGUUUAUGUGGGGAGGGUCAGGGAAUAGUGACACCUUGACAUUGCAGUGCAGUUUCACAGAUCUUUAUUUUUUAGCGGACGCAGUGUUUCAAGGAAAGAAAAAUAACCUGUUCUUGACUGCCAUGUGUGUUCAUCAUAAGUAUUGUAAGCUGCUAUGUAUGGAUUUCAACCUAAUCCUCUUUGCAUCUCCCAUGUGCAGCACUGGUUAACAUAACAGUUUGGAGAGCUGUACAUUUUAUGCUUUGGCCGAGGUAGUUUUGCCGCGUUUUGAGAGAUCCUGAUGCAGGUGGAGUGCAGGGAGGACACUUCCCGUUUUGCACAGUCUCUGGUCUGUGUAGAUUGUUGAGUGCAGAUUUUCUAAAACGAGCUGUUUAGAAGAAUAUGCCAUUGAAGCAAGCUUCAGAAGUCUUGCCCUUUUGGUAUCGAGUGUAGCUGUAUUGUGCUUUUUAAUUUUACUGUUUUAUCAAUUGCCAAUAUAAAAAAUUAUAUAUAUAUAUAUAGUGUUUCACAGCAGCUUAGGAUGUCCAGCUCCUCCACAGUGCUUGAAAUAUCAAGAAAACGGAACUUUUUUUUUUUUUAGCUCUAUGGUAUGUAAAGCUUAAAUCUUCAGAAAACACUAGCACCUAUUAAAUAAAUAGAAAAACCUCUCUGCACAUUACAACACAACUUCUGCCAUAACCUUUGCUGCACAAACUUCCUUUAGUCUAUUUUGAGUAAACAAGUUUACAGUCUCUCUUAAACUCUGAAUCUGUGGAAGGAAUUUUUGAAGGUGUGAUCCCAAGAUCCUUGCAGGUAGAGCAAGGACUACCUAGCAUGCUUGUUCUCCACUGUGCUAGGGAUCCUCAGCGGCUGUGCAUGGAUCAGCGGGUUAUGCCCCGAUGCUGCAAAGGUUGUUUGGAAAUUUCGAACAUUGUUAAUGCAAGAAAUUACAAAUGAAAAUGUAUACACUUGCAGUUUAAGCUGUAUUGAACUAAGUCUGUGGAAUGCAUUGUGAAAUGUAAAAACAAAACAACUCAAGUAUCAAUAAAGCGUAUAGACUUAAAAGGA
Molecule: messenger RNA, 4125 nt
Organism: Gekko japonicus
Lineage: Eukaryota; Metazoa; Chordata; Lepidosauria; Squamata; Gekkonidae
Gene: RTN4
Product: reticulon 4
Exons: 8
Coding region: 37-3009 (990 amino acids)
Biological process (GO): endoplasmic reticulum tubular network formation; brain development; neuron differentiation
Cellular component (GO): neuron projection; postsynaptic density
Source: RefSeq, a predicted model, not a curated record